CGUAUUCAUAACAAAACUAAGUUUUGUAUGCAUUCGGAUCUUGCUGUAAUAGGAACUUAAUGUUACCGGAUGGAAAGGGAAAGUAUUAUAACGACCACCGACAAUGAUGUGUUGAUGAAUGAAAUUAGGAAUUGCGAAAAUAUUUCACAAGACGAAGAGAUACUGAGAGAAUGCGUCUUAAAGGCUGUAAAUAACAACGACGUGGAAUCCGUGAGGAAAUUAUUGGAAAAUAAAAUUUCCAGUGCAAUUUGGCGAUAUGAAAGUAAGAAAUCUAUUUUUCUUGAAAGCAUCAAACAUUGCAAUGAAGAAAUGUGGGAAAUUCUUCUUAAGCACGGUGCUAACAUUGAUCAACGUGACGAGUAUAACGUUACCGCGCUACACCUGGCUUCACAAAAAGGAAACACACAAACAGUGAAAUUUCUUCUUCGCCAUAAAUGCAGUAUAGAUAUUGCAGAUUUACACCAUCAGCAAACUGCUUUACAUUACGCCACGACUACCAACGGUUGCACAGAAACAAUUAAGCUACUGCUUGAUAAAGGUUGUGAUGUAUCUAAAGCAGACAACAGAGGAUUGUCCCCACUAAUGUUUGCUAUCAGAAUAAAAGCUUGUAAUGCAGUCGAUGCUUUCUUGAGCCACCACCGAUGGUGGGAGUCGAUGUGUCAAAGCACGUUUGACAUGAAAACAAACCGGAUGAUCACACCGUUUCGUGAAAUGAUUCGAUGGAUGCCUCACAAAGCAAAGGAAGUCAUGGAUCGGUGUGUGUCUGUUCAAAAAUGCUCUGACGCGGAUGAUCCAAAAUUUACUGUCAAGUACAAACUUAUACUUGUGGAUGAUACAUAUCUAUCCGAACAUUGGAAACUAGAGGGGCGUGAAACAAACGAAGACGUGGUAGUAAAUGCAAACAACGUUACUCCAGCAGAUUCACACUUGCAGUGUGGGGAUUGUUACGACUGCGGUAAAGAUAGCUGCUUGUUAAAAAAGGAUGCGACACCAUAUACAAGCGAUAACUAUAUAUUGCGGGAAAACCACGUGAUCAAUCUAAUAAGAAAGAGUGGCAGACCGGAGUUGAUAAUGCAUCCUUUAACUGUAGCGGCAGUACAAUAUAAAUGGAAGUUAUUUUUCAAAGUGGUUGGACUACCGUUUACAUGUAUCUACUUUUUAUUCUUGACUUUACUGAACAUGUUUAUAAUUGGUCAAGUGUAUUAUGAAGAAAGGCCUCAAGUUAUUUAUCACCAGUGGCAGAGCAAUGUCGCAACAGUUCUACUUGUUCUUGCAUCCGGGAUGUUGCUAUAUGUGAUUCGACGAAUCUUUACAAUGAGAUUAGAGUUUAUAACUCAUGGCGAAAACUACAUUACAGUAGCGAUGGUUAGUUUAGCUUUUUAUGUUAUAAUAACAUGGAUGAUGGUCGAGAAGAUGGAAGUUUAGUAGAGGGUUGGUACGAGUCUGCUGCAUUCUUGAUAUUUUUUGCUUGGAUAAAGGUGUAGGCUUUGCUUCAGCAUGUACCGGUGUACGGAGUNUAUAUUCUUGUUUACAGAAAAGUUUUGCAGUCCGUCUUUAAAGCCUUUUUGAUGUUUAUGCCUCUACUUAUGGCUUUCACUUUAAGCUUUCACGUUUUGAUGAGAAACAAGAAUAUAUUUCAUUUUGGAACAAACUUUGCCUUAAUCUUGUCCAUGUUGUCUGGCGAAGUCGAAUACAGCGACACCGUGUCCAUUCACGUUAGUUCGGUAUGAUAUUCACGUUAAGUAUAACCCCAAUGAACAAUAUAUGGUACUGUGGGGUAAGAAAAAUGCAACUUACGAAGACCGAAUACUGUAUCCGACUUCCACCAACAUAUUAUAUGCAGUAUUCAUCCUGAUGAUGGUGGUAUGUUAUGUCAAUAUGUUGGUUGGUUUGGCAGUUUCGGAUGUGGAUGGUUUAAUUAAAGCUGCCAGAGUGGAAAACCUUCGUUUACGACUGCAACUGACUGUAAACUGUGAAUUCACCGUUUUUAAAAGAUUUUUAAAAAAUCAUGGGUGUGUUACUGUUUACCCAAACCGACACAUUUCUGCACGAGUUAUCAGAAAAUCCGUCAAGAAGCAUGGAGUCUUAGGAACCAUAAACGUUAUCGUCGAUUAUUUACUGGACCGCUGGUCGCGUGAAUAUACAACAACAACUUUGCUUUCUGCAAUAAAUGGAAACGUCGCCGAAAAUGAAAGCAAAACGUAAUUCACACCAAAACUACAAGAUUUAUGAAAAUUUGUGAGACACGAAAAAACUACAUUGAAGCAUGCUUACAGUUUACUAGUGUUCUUGGCUAUUACAUGAAAAACCACAAUCAAAUAUAAUAUAUUUUAUGCAGGUUUUUGAAAAGCCUUGCAAAUUGAAACAUUAUUGUAUUUGAGUAUUUUAGUUGUCAGAUUAAAGAUUUUGAGCAUUCGAUUUUUUCACUGUGUUAAUUUAAAAAAAAGUGUAUUAAGUAUCUGCCGCAUCCCCCCAUAAUCUGGUCGGCAUUGGCCUACUGCACUUUCCGGAUAGGGAUACAUAAAUUCCCUACACAAAUACACAGACCGCUUUCCGUGCACUAUAA
Molecule: messenger RNA, 2566 nt
Organism: Ciona intestinalis (vase tunicate)
Lineage: Eukaryota; Metazoa; Chordata; Ascidiacea; Phlebobranchia; Cionidae
Source: RefSeq, a predicted model, not a curated record